UCCAAAAAAGCAAAUGGGCUGCCUCCUUUGAGGGUCUCGCUUUGCGCGAGGUGCUCGCCCCGUAUCUGCCAUGCAAAACGAGGGAGCUUUAUGAAGGAAUCCGUCUUGUAAAGCCAUUGGUCCUGGUCAUCAGCCUCUACCCAAUGCUUUCGUGAUGCUGCCGCUGAUCUAUUUGGGAAGUUGGCUGGCUGGCGAGGCAGAGCCUCUCCUCAAAGCCUGGCUCCCACGGAAAAUAUGCUCAGUGCAGCCUCGUGCAUGAAUGAAAACGCCGCCGGGCUCUUCUAGUCGGGCAAAAUGCAGCCGAGAACUCCGCUUGCCUUGUGUAUUCUCCUGUCCCAGGUGCUGCUGCUAACAUCUGCAGAAGAUUUGGACUGCACUCCUGGAUUUCAGCAGAAACUGUUCCACAUCGAUCAGCCAGUGGAAUUCAUCGAGGACCAGGCGAUUCUGAACUUGAACUUCAGUGACUGUAAGGGAAAUGACAAGCUACACUACGAGGUCUCAAGCCCAUACUUCAAGGUGAACAAUGAAGGUGGCUUAGUCGCCCUGAGGAACAUAACUGCGGUGGGCAAGACCCUUUUCAUCCAUGCCCGGACUCCCCAUGCGGAAGACAUGGCAGAACUCGUGAUUGUCGGGGGGAAAGACAUCCAGGGCUCCUUGCAGGAUAUAUUUAAAUUUGCAAGAACGUCUCCUGUCCCAAGACAAAAGAGGUCCAUUGUGGUAUCUCCCAUUUUAAUUCCAGAGAAUCAGAGACAACCUUUCCCAAGAGACGUUGGCAAGGUAGUCGAUAGUGACAGACCGGAAGGGUCCAAGUUCCGGCUCACUGGAAAGGGAGUGGAUCAAGAGCCUAAAGGGAUUUUCAGAAUCAAUGAGAACACGGGCAGUGUCUCCGUGACACGGACCUUGGACAGAGAAGCGAUUGCUACUUAUCAGCUAUUUGUGGAGACCACUGAUGUCAACGGCAGAACUCUUGAGGGGCCAGUCCCUCUGGAAGUCAUUGUGAUUGAUCAGAACGACAAUAGACCAAGCUUUAGAGAGGGCCCCUAUGUUGGCCAUGUCAUGGAAGGAUCGCCUACAGGGACCACAGUGAUGCGGAUGACAGCCUUCGACGCGGACGACCCGGCCACAGAUAACGCCCUCCUGAGGUAUAAUAUCCGCCAGCAGACGCCUGACAAGCCGUCUCCCAACAUGUUCUACAUCGAUCCUGAAAAAGGAGACAUCGUCACCGUGGUGUCACCGGCACUGCUGGACCGGGAGACUAUGGAAAAUCCCAAGUAUGAGUUGAUCAUCGAGGCUCAAGAUAUGGUUGGACAGCUUUAUGGAUUACUAGGCACAGCCACAGCGACAAUCCUGAUUGAUGACAAAAAUGACCACUCACCAGAAUUCACCAAGAAAGAGUUUCAAGCCACAGUUGAGGAAGGAGCCGUGGGAGUUAUUGUCAACUUGACAGUUGAAGACAAGGAUGACCCCACCACGGGCGCGUGGAGGGCUGCCUACACCAUCAUCAAUGGAAACCCUGGCCAGAGCUUCGAAAUCCACACCAACCCCCAGAAUAACGAGGGGAUGCUUUCCGUCGUCAAGCCUCUGGACUAUGAGAUUUCGGCCUUUCACACCCUGCUGAUCAAAGUGGAAAACGAGGACCCGCUGGUACCCGACGUGUCCUACGGCCCCAGCUCCACAGCCACCGUCCACAUUACCGUCCUGGAUGUCAACGAGGGCCCGGUUUUCUACCCCGACCCCAUGAUGGUGACCAGGCAGGAGAACAUCUCCGUGGGCAGCGUGCUGCUGACGGUGAACGCCACGGACCCCGAUUCCCUGCAGCAUCAAACCAUCAGGUAUUCUGUCUACAAGGAUCCAGCAGGCUGGCUGAACAUUAACCCCAUCAACGGGACUGUGGACACCACCGCCGUGCUGGACCGCGAGUCCCCAUUUGUCCACAACAGCGUCUACACUGCCCUCUUCCUGGCCAUCGACAGUGGCGACCCGCCUGCCACCGGCACUGGGACUUUGCUGAUCACCCUGGAGGACGUGAACGACAACGCUCCCUUCAUCUACCCGACAGCGGCCGAAGUCUGCGAUGAUGCCAAAAACCUCAGCGUAGUCAUCUUGGGAGCAUCGGACAAGGAUCUGCACCCAAAUACAGAUCCUUUCAAAUUUGAAAUCUAUAAGCAAGCUGUUCCUGAUAAAGUCUGGAAGGUCUCCAAGAUCAACAACACGCAUGCCCUGGUAAGCCUUCUUCAAAACCUGAACAAAGCCAACUACCAGCUGCCCAUCAUGGUGACAGAUUCAGGGAAACCGCCCAUGACGAACGUCACAGACCUCAGGGUACAAGUGUGUUCCUGCAAGAAUUCCAAAGUGGACUGCAACGCCGCGGGGGCCCUGCACUUCAGCCUGACCUCAGUCCUGCUCAUCUCCCUCUUCAGUUUAGCUUGUCUGUGAGAACUCCUGACAUCUGACGCUUGACUACCAAGUUUCCAUAGCAACAGG
Molecule: messenger RNA, 2484 nt
Organism: Myotis lucifugus (little brown bat)
Lineage: Eukaryota; Metazoa; Chordata; Mammalia; Chiroptera; Vespertilionidae
Gene: CDH13
Product: cadherin 13
Exons: 14
Coding region: 295-2436 (713 amino acids)
Biological process (GO): adherens junction organization; sprouting angiogenesis; calcium-dependent cell-cell adhesion
Cellular component (GO): catenin complex; adherens junction; plasma membrane
Molecular function (GO): calcium ion binding; cadherin binding
Source: RefSeq, a predicted model, not a curated record